AGAGACAGAGGAAUCGAGCGCGGUAGCGCGACAGAUUUAUCUAACAGAAGAAGAUACGCAUCUGAUGAGCAAAGAAAGAGAGAGGGAGAGAGAAAGAUUCUCUCUCUUCUUCAAACUCCUGAAUCUUCAGUUCUCACCCUAGGGUUUUGCAAUUGAAGAAAAAAAUCGAAACCCUAAUACAGCACUUAUUAGUUCAAUGGUUUCCCUUUAGUACAAAAAUCCUGCACUUCAAGAUCGAUUUCUCUUCAUUUCUUGAUUCAUUACGCAGCAUUCAAUAUUUAUACAUAUAUUUUGUUAAUUUUUAUGUGUGUAUAGAGCGGGGGAGAGAGAAUUUGAUUGAAUAAUGGCGGAAUUAGGGCAACAGACCGUGGAUUUCUCGACGCUGGUGGCCAGGGCGGCCGAGGAAUCUUAUGUUUCUUUGAAGGAAUUGGUGGAGAAGUCGAAAGGUUCGGACAUUUCGGACUCGGAGAAGAAGAUUGGGAUCCUCAAGUAUGUAGUCAAGACUCAGCAGCGUAUGCUUCGACUCAAUGUCCUCGCCAAGUGGUGCCAGCAGGUCCCUCUUGUACAAUAUUGUCAACAACUUGAGUCGACCCUAUCAAGUCAUGACACAUGUUUCAGCCAAGCUGCCGAUUCGAUGUUUUUCAUGCAUGAGGGCUUACAACAAGCUCGUGCUCCUAUCUAUGAUGUUCCAUCUGCUGUUGAGGUCCUACUGAAUGGAACAUACCAUCGUUUGCCAAAAUGUAUUGAAGAUGUUGGUACUCAGAGCACGUUGAAUGUGGAUCAGCAAAAGCCAGCCCUAAUGAAGCUGGAUGCACUCGUCAGGUCCAAGCUACUUGAAGUUUCGCUUCCAAAAGAUAUUACUGAAGUAAAGAUUUCAGAUGGUACUGUGCUGCUUCGUGUAGAUGGGGAGUUUAAGGUUCUUGUCACCCUUGGUUACCGAGGGCACUUGUCCUUGUGGAGGAUAUUACACUUGGAGCUGCUUGUUGGUGAGAGGUCUGGGCCUGUUAAGCUGGAAGAAUUGCAGCGGCAUGCUCUUGGCGAUGAUUUGGAACGCAGAAUGGCUGCUGCAGAAAACGCAUUUAUGACAUUGUAUUCUAUUCUUCAUGAACUUUGUGUUGCACUUGUAAUGGAUACUGUUAUAAGACAAGUUCAAGCACUUCGACAAGGGAGAUGGAAAGAUGCAAUUAAGUUUGAGCUCAUAUCUGAUGGUAGCAUGGGACAAGGUGGGAAUGCUGGUGGCACGCAGAUAACACAAGAUGGAGAGGCUGAUGCGGCUGUUUUGAGAACACCUGGUUUAAAGAUUUUAUAUUGGUUGGAUUUUGACAAAACCUCUAGUACUCCUGACGUAGGAUCAUGCCCUUUCAUUAAAAUUGAACCAGGACCUGAUCUGCAAAUCAAGUGCCUUCACAGCUCAUUUGUCAUUGAUCCUGUGACUGGAAAGGAGGCAGAAUUUUCCCUUGACCAGAGUUGCAUUGAUGUUGAGAAGUUGCUACUUAGAGCAAUUUGUUGCAACAGAUAUACUCGUCUGCUUGAAAUUUUUAAAGAGCUGGAGAAAAAUAAUCAGAUCGUUCGAGCCCCAGGAGAUGUUCGUCUUGAGACUCAGAUGGAUAAAUUUGACAAUGACGGUAAAAAGGACAUAUCUAAAUUUGAUUCCAGGAAGGAUGAAGGGCAGGAAGUUCUGUCGGUCCGUGCCUACGGCUUAUCGUUUUUCACUCUUGGAAUAAAUUUAAGGAAUGGCCACUUCCUUCUUCACUCAUCUAAGAAUACUGUCUCACCAUCUGAACUUUUGGAGUGUGAAGAAGCUCUAAACCAAAGAACUAUGACUGCUGCACAAGUUUUUAUAAGCUUGAGAAGCAAAAGCAUUUCACACUUGUUUGCAUGUGUUGGAAGGUCCUUGGGCCUGGAGGUCUUUGAACGUGGUUUUGCAUCGUUGAAGUUACCUAAGAAUAUUUCAAAUGGUUCGAGUGUGUUGCUGAUGAGUUUUCCAGAGUGUGGGAGUUCUUAUUAUUUGCUGAUGCAACUUGACAAGGAUUUCAAACCGCUGUUUAACUUAAUGGAAACUCAGCCAGAUCCUUCAGGGAAAGCUGAAUCUUUUAGUGACUUGAAUAAUAUCAUUCGUGUAAAAGAUGUUGAUAUUGGGCAGAUGCAGAUGUGUGAAGAUGAUCUCAAUCUAAGCCUACUUGACUGUGGAAAAUUACUAUCUGUUUUACCUAGUCUCAGUCCUAACCGGACUUCUGAACAAAGUCUUCUUUCUGAAUUCACCUUGGAGGGAUCUGCACUUGCCUCUAGCUUUCCCUCAAAGUUUUCAUCAAUUGUGGAUGAAGUAUUUGAGCUGGAGAAAGGGUCAUCUGCCGCCAAUCUCUCUGGUCAUGGCCCAAGUCUGGGUUCAACAUAUGGUACUUCUCCUGCAUCUCAUUUUGGCGCUGGAGGUAUGAAUCUCCAUUCUACAAAAGUUGGAACGCCAUCUCCUAAGUGGGAUGGUGGUUCACAGGUACCGACCAGAUUGUCCGGUAUGCCACCUAGUUAUAGUGGUUCCAUCUACACUGGGAGCCAUUAUAGGGGCUUGAUACAGUCAGGUUCUACUGGUUCCAUUUCCGUUGGCCCUGGAAGAAGUCAGGUGAAGAACUUAUCCUCCUCAAAGUCUGAUCAAGAUUUGACCUCUCUGAGGUCUCCACAGUCUGGUGGACUUGGGUCUUACUCAUUGAUCGAUGAACAUCAGGUAACAACUCCCGGAAUUCGUACAGCUGGACAUUUGUCUCCCUCCCCUCAACUUGGCCUUCCUGCUUCUGGAGCAAGUGCAAAACCUAUUGGAGCUAGAAAUUCAUCCGGCAAUGCUAUACCUGGAAAUCUUAGAGUUUCUGGAUUUAAUUCAUUGGUUGCGUCUCCCGUAUCUCAAACACCAGAUUCCAAUUAUAUGAAUUCAAAUCUUGAUACUGUUCCGCGACAAGAGAAAAUGUCAAGAAAGCGUACGCUGACAGAUUUGUUGAGCUCUCUCCCAUCACUUCAACAUCCAGAAGCUAAUGACAAAUCUUACAAGAGAAGGAGAAUAGUGGAAUGGAGACCUCAACAACUUACUUCACAGAUGCUCAUUACUUCAGAACUUUUUCGAAAAACUGAGGGAUACAGUUAUGGAGAUCUUAUAUCUGAAGCAAAUAAGGGUAAUUUACCCUCUAGUAUAUAUGUUUCUGCUCUUCUUCACGUGGUCAGACACUGCUCACUUUGUAUUAAGCAUGCCCGACUAACCAGUCAGAUGGACGCACUUGACAUUCCAUAUGUUGAAGAAGUGGGUCUAAGAAGUGCAUCCUCAAACUUGUGGUUUCGUCUUCCAUUUGCAAGAGGUGAUACAUGGCAGCAUAUAUGCUUACGAUUGGGGAGACCUGGAAGUAUGUAUUGGGAUGUGAAAAUUUGUGAUCAACACUUCAGGGACUUGUGGGAACUUCAGAAAGGAAUGAGUAAUUCUCCAUGGGGUCCUGGUGUUCGUAUUGCUAAUACAUCUGAUGUUGACGCUCAUAUUCGGUAUGAUGCUGAAGGUGUUGUUUUGAGUUACCAUUCUGUUGAGGCUGAUAGUAUUAGGAAACUAGUAGCCGAUAUCGAAAGGCUUUCUAAUGCUAGAACCUUUGCCCUUGGAAUGCAAAGUCUACUUGGAGUACGGACAGAUGAGAAAUUUGAAGAAAAUGCUACUGCCUCUGAUGUUAAAGCACCAGGUGGUGUGAAAACUGUACUAGACAUGGCUGACAAAUUUUCUGAACAGAUGAGGAGGGCAUUUAAAAUUGAAGCUGUUGGACUUAUGAGUUUAUGGUUCAGUUUUGGAUCUGGAGUACUUGCUCGCUUUGUUGUUGAAUGGGAAUCAGGCAAAGAGGGCUGCACAAUGCAUGUUUCUCCUGACCAACUUUGGCCCCACACCAAGUUUUUGGAAGAUUUCAUCAAUGGUGCUGAAGUUGCAUCGCUUUUGGAUUGUAUACGACUGACUGCUGGACCCUUACAGGCUCUUGCUGCUGCCACACGUCCUGCACGAGCUGCUCCUGUUUCAGGAGUUUCUGGUGUUGCAGCACCUAUCUCCUCUAUGUCAAGACAGAGUGGAUAUGUUCCGUCUCAGGGUCAGCUGCCAAGCAUUGCAACACCCAAUGCUAGUCAGGCUGCAUCUGUUCCUGCAGGAAAUGCUUCUGCCUCUGUAACUUCAGGUCCUCUUGCUUCUCAAAAUCCUCAUACUACUGCAAUGUUGGCAGCUGCAGCCGCUGCUGCCGCUGGGAGAGGUGGUCCUGGCAUUGUUCCUAGUUCAUUGUUGCCAAUUGAUGUCUCUGUAGUACUCCGUGGUCCCUACUGGAUACGGAUUAUAUAUCGGAAAAAUUUUGCUGUUGACAUGCGAUGUUUUGCCGGAGAUCAGGUUUGGUUGCAACCUGCAACGCCACCCAAAGGGGGACCGUCUGUUGGAGGAUCACUUCCAUGUCCACAAUUCCGGCCCUUUAUAAUGGAGCAUGUUGCUCAGGAAUUGAAUGGCAUAGAUUCCAGUUUUGCUGGUGGUCAACAAACAGUUGUUCUAGCCAAUGGUAGUAGUUCAAAUCCAAGUACAGUUUCACACCUUUCAGCCUCCAAUGGAAACAGAACCAAUCUCGCAAAUUCUGCUGGAAUAUCUCGGUCAGCAAAUGCUGUUUCUGGUCUAAAUCGCAUGGGAAAUGUUGUUCCUGCCGGAUCAAAUUUAGCUGCAGCAAACUCUGGGUUGCCAUUACGCAGAUCUCCUGGCACAGGUGUACCUGCCCAUGUAAGAGGCGAACUGAAUACGGCCAUUAUUGGGCUUGGGGAUGAUGGAGGUUAUGGUGGUGGAUGGGUCCCUCUUGUUGCCCUCAAGAAGGUUCUUCGAGGUAUUCUCAAAUAUCUGGGAGUGUUGUGGCUAUUUGCACAGUUACCAGAGCUUUUGAAAGAGAUCCUCGGUUCAAUCCUAAAGGAUAAUGAAGGUGCACUUUUGAAUUUGGAUCAGGAGCAACCAGCAUUACGCUUCUUUAUCGGGGGUUAUGUUUUUGCAGUUAGUGUACACAGGGUUCAACUUCUUCUCCAAGUUAUUAGUGUAACUAGAUUUCACCAUUCCCAGCGGCAGCAGCAGAAUUCAGCAACUGCUCAGGAUGAAUUGACUCCGUCUGAAAUAAGCGAAAUAUGCGAUUACUUUAGUCGUCGCGUUGCAUCGGAGCCCUAUGAUGCUUCUCGUGUUGCUUCAUUCAUUACGCUAUUAACUCUACCAAUUUCGGUUUUAAGAGAAUUUUUGAAACUCAUCGCGUGGAAGAAAGGCUUAGCUCCAUCUCCAGGUGGAGAUUUGGCUCCUGCUCAAAAAUCCCGCAUUGAACUUUGUCUUGAGAAUCAUGCAGGCUUUACUAUGGAUGGAAAAAAUGAAAGUUCCUCUGUAUCUAAAAGCAAUAUUCACUAUGAUCGAGCACAUAAUGCUGUUGAUUUUGCACUGACUGUUGUUCUUGAUCCUGCUCACAUACCGCAUAUAAAUGCUGCUGGUGGUGCUGCUUGGCUUCCUUAUUGUGUUUCUGUGAGAUUGAGAUACUCAUUUGGUGAUAAUCCUAAUGUAUCUUUCCUGGGGAUGGAGGGAAGCCAUGGAGGUCGGGCAUGCUGGCUGAGAGUUGAUGAGUGGGAAAAAUGUAAGCAGCGGGUAACCCGCACUGUGGAAGUGAAUGGAUCUUCAGCCGGAGAUGGUAAUCAGGGAAGAUUGAGAGUUGUUGCCGAUAGUGUACAAAGAACAUUGCAUGGUUGCCUUCAAGGUCUGAGAGAGGGCAGCGGUGGUGCUGGCACCAUUGGAACAACAUGACCAGACAGGAUGCAAUUGACCCUUUAGCAGAAUGUAUAUUGUGGUGCUAUUCCUCUCAUGCGUUGCUGAGUCGAGCAAUGCUACUGUUUAUCAGGGAAGAUUGAGAGUUGUUGCCGAUAGUGUACAAAGAACAUUGCAUGGUUGCCUUCAAGGUCUGAGAGAGGGCAGCGGUGGUGCUGGCACCAUUGGAACAACAUGACCAGACAGGAUGCAAUUGACCGGAGAAACUUUGAGUGAUGGUACACAAGAAAUUUUGAUUUAGAAAUUUCCGAGUUAGAUUGGAAUUUGUCUAGUAGGAGCAUUUAGAACUUGUAUUAUUGCAUGUUCAUCUAACUGGACAAAUCCACUUGGUGGUUCCCAUUGUACAGGUAAACUUCAAUGCGUGUACAAAAUGUCCUGCAAAUUGUUGUAUAACUUGAUGGAAGCACAAGGAUAGAUAGUGUCAUCCUGUCAAAAUGUAGAUUAUUGUGGUAUAAAUUCUUUAGGUUUUUUGAGAAAAUAUUGUGCCAACGGUUAAAUUCUUGAACUAAUAUGUAACUCCGCAUUUUUAAAGCAAAA
This is a messenger RNA of Coffea arabica (coffee), 6361 nucleotides long. RefSeq names its product mediator of RNA polymerase II transcription subunit 14. Lineage: Eukaryota; Viridiplantae; Streptophyta; Magnoliopsida; Gentianales; Rubiaceae. Gene Ontology annotation, biological process: regulation of transcription by RNA polymerase II. The record is from RefSeq and is a predicted model, not a curated record. Gene Ontology annotation, cellular component: mediator complex; core mediator complex. Gene Ontology annotation, molecular function: transcription coregulator activity.